This is a messenger RNA of Polyodon spathula (Mississippi paddlefish), 2840 nucleotides long. RefSeq names its product contactin-3-like. Gene Ontology annotation, molecular function: cell-cell adhesion mediator activity. The record is from RefSeq and is a predicted model, not a curated record. NCBI's taxonomy places the organism in Eukaryota, Metazoa, Chordata, Actinopteri, Acipenseriformes, Polyodontidae. Gene Ontology annotation, biological process: cell-cell adhesion; brain development. Bases 78 to 2258 code for a protein of 726 amino acids. The transcript has 16 exons.
GUGUGGUGAUCAAUAGUGUAACAAAAGGCAAAGUUCUGAGUUCACCUUCCCCUCUAGUCCUUCGAAAUGAUGGGGUGAUGGGUGAAUAUGAACCAAAAAUAGAAGUUCAUUUUCCUGACAUAGUUCCUGCAGCUAAAGGAUCUGUUGUGAAACUAGAGUGCUUUGCCUUGGGAAACCCUGUACCUGUGAUUAGUUGGCAGAGGACAAAUGGCCUUCCAUUUCCCAGCAAAGUGAAAAUGAAGAAGUCCAAUGCAGUUCUUGAGAUUCCAAAUUUUCAGCAAGAAGAUGCAGGGACAUAUGAAUGCAUUGCAGAAAACUCAAGGGGCAAAAACAUGGCGAGAGGGCGUCUCUCAUUUCAUACAAAACCUCACUGGAUACAAACACUUAAAGAUGCAGCUAUGGCCAUAGAAGACAGUAUUGUGUGGGAAUGCAAGGCUAGUGCAAAACCGAAACCUUCUUACAGUUGGCUGAAGAAUGGAGAGACUCUUGUGUUGGAGGACAGGAUACGAAUAGAAAAUGGAGUUCUUUCAAUCACUGCUCUAAAUCUGUCAGAUUCUGGAAUGUAUCAGUGUGUAGCUGAAAACAAACAUGGAGUUAUAUAUUCUGGUGCUGAGCUAAGGGUGUUAGCGGCAGCUCCUGAUUUUUUUAAGAACCCGCUGAAGAACUUGCUUAAAGCCCGUGCUGGCAGUGAAGUCAUUUUAGAGUGUAAGCCCCAAGCUUCUCCCAGAGCAAUUAGCUUGUGGAAGAAAGGGAAUGAGAUUCUGCACGGAAAUGAAAGGAUUACUGUUCUGGAGGACGGCACCCUUAGCAUUGCAAAUGUUACCAAGUCAGAUGGUGGAAGCUACACCUGUGUAGCAAGAAACCAGUUUGGAGUAGCAAGUACCAGCGGAACACUGCUUGUUACAGAUCCAACAAGAAUAACUCAAGGUCCUUCCAACAUGGAGAUAAUCGUGGGAGAAAGUGUAGUUUUGCCAUGUCAAAUUUCCCGCGAUCCAGCACUGGAUGUAUCAUUUACUUGGUCGUUUAAUGAGCAGUUUAUAGAUUUCAAAAAUGAUGCAACCCACUUUGAAAUAGUGGGCGGGAGUGUAGCUGGGGAUUUGAUGAUCAGAAACAUACAGCUAAAUCACGCUGGGAAAUAUGUCUGCAUUGUAAAUACAGAUGUAGAGAGUUUGUCAGCUGCAGCUGAUUUAAUUGUAAAAGGUCCCCCGGGUCCACCAGAGGCUGUGACAGUGGAUGAGAUUACAGAAACCACAGCACAGCUAUCCUGGAAACCAGGCAGCGAUAAUGCGAGCCCUGUCACUGGGUAUGCCAUUCAAGGAAGCACACCAUACACAAUAGGCUGGCUGGCAGUUGAUACAGUUCCUAAAGUCAUUGAUGGCAAUACAUUAACUGCCACCAUAGUGGAUUUAAACCCCUGGGUUGAGUAUGAAUUCCGUGUGGUUGCAAGUAACAGUGUUGGAGUUGGAGAACCUAGCGCGGCGUCACUCAAAACAAGAACAGAGGAAGCAGUUCCUGACAUAGCACCUUCUGAAGUAGGUGGUGGAGGUGGCAUGAAAUCUGAGCUGGUAAUCACCUGGGAGCCAAUCCCCGAAGAAUUGCAGAAUGGUGAAGGCUUUGGUUACAUUGCUGCUUUUCGACCCACUGGCACAACGACUUGGACACGAGCGGUUAUAACAGCACUAGGGGCUUCAACAUACACCUUCAGAAAUGACAGCAUUUUACCAUUUUCUCCAUUUGAAGUAAAGGUUGGGGCCUUCAAUAAUAAAGGAGAGGGGCCUUUCAGUUCUAUAACAACUGUAUUUUCUGCAGAAGAAGAACCCAGCAAAGCACCUGACCGAAUUUCUGCCAAAGGAGUCUCAGCUUCGGAAAUUGAAGUUUCCUGGCAGCCUGUAUUCUCUAAGGAGACGACUGGAAGAGUCCUUGGAUAUGAGGUUUCACACUGGGAAGAUGAUACAAAGCCUGAGGCAACAGGCACAGUAAGAUUAACCGGAAAUGAGACAUCAGUAAACAUUACUGGAUUGAAAGGCAACAGUUUGUAUUAUAUAACUGUCAGCGCAUUUAAUACUGCUGGGAUAGGUCCCUCUACUGAUUCCGUCAAUGCCACAACCAAAAAACCACCACCAAGUCAACCUCCAGAGAAUAUUGAAUGGAGCUUUAUCAACUCAAAACUUAUUUUAAACUGGGAUCAUGUAAUACCAAUGGAAAAUGAAUCUGAGGUUACAGGAUAUGAAGUAAGUGACAGGUAUCUAUUUCAAUAAUGGUUUAAAAAAGUAUUUAAGUCUGAUUAUUUAAGACUUUAUUACAUAGAUCUUAAGCAGCCUAACAUUGUAAAAAAGAAUAAGUUCAAGCACAGGACACUUUAUUACAUUAUAGAGCACAUUUUGAAAAGCUAUGUAACAAUUGAAAUGUCAUAUUGUAUAGUACAAAGCCACUUUAAAUCGAUUUUUUAAGUUAAUAGCCAAGUGGCAAAUGUUAUUUUAUUUUGUAAUUGCAUAUGUGUAUCUGCACCACCUAAACUACUUUUACUGCAGUGUCGUUUGCACAAUUGUUUUCCAAAAACAGAAUAACACUGGUUAAUGUUAUAAAACAAGUUUUGUCAUUUCAACAGGUGUUUUUCGCUUUUCAGAAAACCUGGUGUAAGGACACUUUUGAGAAAAUUGAUUGGUAAACUGACAGUAAAAAUGCAAUGAAGUUCUUUAUAUUAUCUAAUAAUGUCAGUGUGGAAAUGCAUCAGUAAUAACCUAUUGUUGUGCCACAGGUUGUAUGCAGACGAUAUCGACAUUCUAAUGAUGUAACAGCAGUGAAAACCAAUAGAACAUCGGUAGAGCUGCAGCUUUCCU